Menidia menidia (Atlantic silverside) is the source of this 1405-nucleotide messenger RNA. The record is from the annotation of a GenBank genome assembly. NCBI's taxonomy places the organism in Eukaryota, Metazoa, Chordata, Actinopteri, Atheriniformes, Atherinopsidae.
GCCACUCUGGGAUCAGUCUUUACGCACGUUCCUUUCGUCUGGUACGCAGGGGAGAAAACUUUAAAAGAAACAUAAAAAAGAGUAGGGGUGAAAUCAGGGGGGGUCGAGGCGUUUGCUUUUUAGUCUGGUGACACCCGAGAGAAAUAAGUGAGACUACAGGAUGUCAGUUAUGAGCGCGGUGCCGUUUGUUAGGCCGCCACACGUGCGAUUGCCGGUGGCUCAGGCCCGCCGCCACACUUUGCCAGCCAGCGAGUUCCGUUCCCUGAGUCCGGAGGACGCAGUGAGUGUGUUCGAGAUCGAGAGAGAAGCCUUCAUCUCAGUGUCCGGCGAGUGUCCGCUCCACCUGGAUGAGGUCCGCCACUUCCUCACGCUGUGUCCAGAGUUGUCUCUUGGCUGGUUCGAAGAGGGUCGGCUGGUGGCUUUUGUCAUCGGAUCGCUGUGGGACCAGGAGAGGCUUACCUUGGAUGCCUUGAGUCUCCAUAAGCCUCACGGAACGAUGGUGCACAUCCACGUCCUGGCGGUCCACCGGACGUUUCGGCAACAGGGAAAAGGCUCCAUUUUGAUGUGGCGCUACCUGCAACACCUCCACUACCUGCCCUACGUGCGCCGGGCUGUUCUCAUGUGCGAAGACUUCCUGGUUCCCUUCUACCAGAAGUCCGGUUUCAAGGUGCUGGGCCCCAGCGAGGUCACUGUGGGGCCGCUUCAGUUCACCGAGAUGUUUUACCCGGUCAGGGGUCGUGCCUUCCUGCGGCGAAACAGUGGAUGUUGACCACAGAGGGACUCGCUGUCGCCCUUUGGUAACUAGAGCUUGUCGUGUUGUUCAUGAGUGACCGGAGCAGUGUUUGUGUGCAUUCCUGUUGGUAAAACUUGCUCGGUAAGCAAUAAGAGCGGAAUCUCCAGAGAGCUGGGAAGAAUAAAAAAAGGAGCUGCCAAUAACUGUGUGGACAAGAAGUCUGAGACUGAAAAGACAUCGUGAUGUGUUUAAGCACAUUUCAAAGAGAAGAGAUAUUAGCACAAAGCUUGUAAGCAGUAUGUUAAUGCAUCAGUUUUAAAUAUACAGAUUAAUACAUUUUCAGAAAUGGACAUUUAUUAAAUUCAAUAGCAUGAAACCAUCUUUAAUUUUAUAUAUUAUUAUAUUAUUUUUAAUUUUUGGAUAUUCACUUGAUAUGUUGGGGUCAACCUGGUCUUCUGUGGGUGAAAAUAUGUGGCUUUAAUUGCCUUUAAAGUGGUCAUGUUAGUGGCUGUAACAGAGCUCUGUGGUGACGGCAUAUUAAACAUGAAAGUGAGUAUGGCAUUUCCCGUAUGAGACAUUCUACUUCUAUUCUGAAUAUUGUGAAACAUCUGUAACAUUUUAAGUAAAAAUGGAUCUAUCAAAUAGCCGUUUCUCUUGAAUUCUCUUACCAUC